CCUUAGCCAGACCGGAGAUCCGCCAAGAACUUUAUGUAUACAUAUAGAUAUAUAUAUAUAUAUAUUAUACUGUUGGUGGUUCGAAUUCGAUACUUUCCUUUCUUAAUCGCAAAUAUUUGUGUCUAUUUAUUUAUAUACCAAAAGCGAAAAAAUCUGGAGUAAUUGCGGGAAUAUGGCGGACAGUUGGUGUUCGUCAGGUCCCGUUUUAUCCAAGCUUCCUGUCUCGCCUUUUCGAUUCUGUUGCCAACAUCUUCCUUCCAGACCUUUCUUCGUUCCAAUGGCUUCUCGUUUCCGUUGCUCCUCCUCCGCAGCUGCACCCGACCUGCCCUCAUUGCUCGUUUUCUCAGGUGGCACUGGAUUUAAUGGUGUUGUUGAAGAGCUCCGGAGGUUAACAACUCGUGUUGCCCAUGUCCUUCCUGUUUCUGAUGAUGGAGGAAGUACAGCUGAGAUUGUUCGUGUUCUUGGUGGUCCUGCAGUUGGGGACAUAAGAUCGAGAUGUUUGAGAUUGUCUGACCAAAGUACUUCUGAGGCUCUUGCUGUCCGAAGAUUACUUGGCCAUCGUUUGCCUAUAGAUGUGAAGAAGGCAAAAGCAGAAUGGUAUGAUAUUGUGGAAGGGAAACAUUCUUUAUGGGAAGGUGUAUCAAGGCCCUAUAGGGAAACAAUUCUAGCUUUUCUGGUGUAUUUUCAGAACGAGGUCCUCCGCCGGCCUAGUGAAUCAUUUUGUUUCAGUAAUGGCAGCAUAGGAAAUUUUUUCUUUGCAGGAGCAAGAAUAUUCUUUCAGUCUUUGGAUGCUGCAAUUUUUUUGUUCUCGCGCGUUUCAGAUAUUCCUUCUGAAAGCCUGGUUCUCCCUGUGAUUUCAACUAAUGACAGGCUUACAUUAGGAUGUGAAUUAUGGGAUGGGACUAUGAUACGGGGUCAGAAUGAAAUUUCUCAUCCCACAAAUGGCUCUGUGCAACCAAUUGAUAAGGUAACCAGUAUUUUUUUCUCAUGUUUUCAGCUGAUAAUGUUUUUAAUUCUUUCUGGUUUUAGGAGUCCAGGCACGAUAUUCACCAUCGAAAAGCUUAAUCUGCAAAAUAGUUGGGACUGUCUUUAUGUAUUACUUGGUAUUGGAGAGGUUAUUUCUUCUAGGUCAGUUCCCAAGGUACUUUUGUUGAAUGGCACUCAUGAUCGUGAGACAAGUGGCUUUUCUGCAUCUUGCUUUGUAACUGCCAUUACAGAUGCUCUAAAUCGGACACAUGGAGAUCCUCAUAACUGUCUAUACAACGCUCCAAGACAGUACAUCAAUACUCUUCUGGUGCCAAAAGAUGGUGAAAUUCCUAUAGAUUAUGAAUGCUUGGCUGGCCGGGGAAUUCUGGAUGUGAUCAAAGUUGACUCUGUACAUGAUCCAAAAGUUGGAAUAGUAUUUGACUCGAAGUCGUUAAUAGAUGCUCUUGCAAAUCUGUUGGGGAGAAAGUAGGCAAAUAACAUGGCAGCAUAGAAAGUUUUGAUCGUACAAGCAAAUUUCCUUAUCAAGUAUGAUGAACUUUAAUCGAAUAUCCACUCAAGUUUAUUUGGUACGAUCUUUCUCAAAGGUGAACUCUCUUAUGUAUUGUGUUGAUUGUUUUCGAACAACUGGUUGGAGAGGAAAAGAUGCAACUCCUUCAAAAUCCUACUUUUCUGCUGACUGCAGAAAAAUGCUGUACCAUAUUGCCUUCUAUGUUUGAUGCUCCACUUCUGACUCCAAAUAACAAAGAGGGUGCGUCCAACUUUGCAAUUUGCAGUCCUUGAGAUUAUAUAUACAUAUAUAUAAAUGUAUCAUGACAUUAUGCAAAUUUUGUAGUAUGUAUGAACAGUUUGUUUUCUAUUUGGUAUAUAGUCAUGCUUGCUGAAUGGAAGAUUUAUGCAGUGUUUCUUGAGAAAA
This is a messenger RNA of Carica papaya (papaya), 1900 nucleotides long. The record is from RefSeq and is a predicted model, not a curated record. Lineage: Eukaryota; Viridiplantae; Streptophyta; Magnoliopsida; Brassicales; Caricaceae.